Impatiens glandulifera is the source of this 2008-nucleotide messenger RNA. RefSeq lists its product as uncharacterized. The coding region runs from base 13 to 1680 and encodes 555 amino acids. The transcript has 6 exons. Lineage: Eukaryota; Viridiplantae; Streptophyta; Magnoliopsida; Ericales; Balsaminaceae. The record is from RefSeq and is a predicted model, not a curated record.
UGUAGAAAAAAAAUGGUUGAGAAGAAGAAGAAGCGGAAAGGGACAAUCAGCGAACGAAACGUCGCCACUCUUCUCCAUAGGUAUUCCCCUAGUACGAUUUUCUCCGUUCUUCAAGAAGUGGCUCAAGUUGCAGAGGAAAAGUUUGAUUGGGAUGAACUUGUAAAGAAUACUUCAACAGGGAUUUCCAAUGCUAGGGAGUAUCAGAUGUUGUGGCGUCAUUUGGCUUAUCGAGACCCCAUCGCUGAGGAACUUGAAGAUGGUGCUAAACCUAUGGAUGACGAUAGUGAUUUAGAAUAUGAAUUGGAGGCCCACCCUCCUAUUAGUGGCGAAGCAUCUAUAGAAGCUUCUGCAAUUGUGAAGGUAUUGAUUGCUUCUGGCUUACAAGGUGCUUCGAGUCUAGCAAGUGGAAUGUCGGUCGAGGCUCCGCUGAUCAUAAAUGUGCCAACAACUGUAGGUUUAUCUGAAGAUCUGCAACAGCAAGGGAUAAACAUUACAAUUCCAGUUUGUGUUCCAAAACAGCCUCUAAAUAUGCCUACAGUACCAUUUGUAGAAAUAAAUGGACCAACUUCUUGCAAUUUGCCUCCUAGAAAGAAAAGGAAACAAUGGUCUGAAGAAGAAGACAGAAAACUUAGAGCUGCUGUUCUGCGAUGUGGUGAUGGGAGUUGGGCAACUAUCCUUAAAGAAGAUUUCUGCGGUGAACGAACUGUUUCACAGCUAGCUCAGAGGUGGGGUGCUAUUAAGAAGAAGAAGCAACAGGGCAAUGUUGGUGGGAGCUCACAAAUUUCUGAUAUUCAUAUCGCUACUCGCAGGGCUAUGAACUAUGCCUUAGACAUGCCCAUUGAUAACCACAAGAUCACAACUCUUCUAAAUAGUGGUGGUACAACAGUCCAACAAGAUAUUGGGCCAUCUAAAAAGGUGCAAACAAUUACUAAGGGGGUGGUGGAAGAUCCAGUGAAGGCUGCUGCAGUUGCUGCUGGGGCUCGCAUUGCCUCGGCCUCAGAUGCAGCAUCACUUCUGUUGGCUACACGUGGAAAAAGUGCAGUUCAUAUGACAACAAGUGGAUCUGGAUUGCCACCAAAUGUGCAUUUUAUUCGAACUGGAUUGGUAACAACAACAACAAAUAACAACAACCCAUCAUCAUCAUCAUCAACCCAUUCUCUUAUUCAUCAGCGGCCACAAAUAGUAGUAGUGAAAUCAGCUAACCCAACAACAAAUGCUGCAGCAGCAGCUAAAGCAGCUAGUCAAGAGAACAAACCUGCGGAGGUUAAAACAGUAGAAGAUGUUUUUUCUAUUCAUGUCAAAGAAGAGAACAAAGAAGAUGAAGCAGUAGUCAAUGCAGCAGCAGAUAUUGCAGACUCUUUAAUGGAGAUUGUGCAAACCACAGAUGCUGAUAUGUCUAAUGAAAAAGUCGAAGCUGAAAAUGUUCAGUUGGAGGAUGGAAACAAGAAUUUGGAGCAAAAUAAGAAAGAUGAAGCUUCUUCAAAUGCUAAUACUAAUGAUGAUAUUUUAAGCACAAAGGUUGAAAUGAUGGUCCUUGUAGUUAAGGAGGAUGGAAACAAGAAUUUGGAGCAAAAUAAGAAAGAUGAAGCUUCUUCUAAUGCCAAUGAUGAUAUUUUAAGUAUAGAAGUUGAAAUGAUGGAUGUUGUCAAGGAGGAAGGAGGAGGAGGAGGAAGCAUGUAGAAGAAGUGACCAUUUUUAAUGGUGUUUGUGGCUAAUAUAAUUAUAAUGAAAUUGGAUGGGAAAACUAAACGACUUCUCCAGUAAAUUAAUUUCCCUUUGAAUAGAUAGUGUUUAAUUAACUUAGUUUUGAUUGAGAAUUUCUGGGUCUGCAACUCUUAUGACUGCUGGUUAAACAUAUAGUCCGCAUAAACAUCUAUCAGGUUGGGAUAUACAAUAGAUAGAAGUAGUGAUAACUUAGUUAAAUUAUUAUUGUAAUUUUAUCUGCCGAAUAAUUUGGAGCUUUUCUAUUCAAAUUGUUAGCAAUACCACCCAAAGAACCUACAAGAUU